UUGUGGACUUUCUUGAUGUUUUCUUCUUUGACUCAUCUCCGAGGUUGAACAGAGUCUUAACCUUCUCUCCCCUCACCCUCUUGGAUCUUCUGUUUUCUCCUGUUGGGAUUUUUCCUUCUUUUUUCCCCAGCCUGAUUGCCUGCUCUCCUGUCUGCAUAUCAACCCUUCCUCUUCCCCUGCUCUCCUCUUCCUCCCAUCUUCCUCCGUUCCCUGUCGCCGUGUGCGUGGUUUUUGGGCUAUGCUCUCCUCACCCACUGUGAUUCUCCAGCCUUAUGGACUCCCUGUCUACCCACAGACAACCACAUGCUACCCCAGCCUAGUCCAGGGAGGCCCCACGCAGGAGGCCGGCCCCGGCAGCGCCGACCCCGCCCUGCCUCAGGUCUACGCCCCUCCUCCCUCCUACCCCCCUCCGGGUCAGGGUCCGCCAACACCCGCGGCCAGGCUGCCACCUCUCGAUUUUAGCUCUGCACAUGCCAGUUCAGAGUACCCCGAGCAUCCCCAGCUCAGAGUCUAUCAGGGCCCUCAGCUGGACGGGGCCGAGGCUCUGACAUCCAGUAACACGGAGGAUGCUUUGGUCCCUGUGACCUCUGACUCCCAGUCUCUGAGCGUGUCGGUGUCAUCGGUGGGCGGAGCAGGAAGCGGAAGUGACGAGGAAGGGUCAGGUAAGGCCCAACCGAAACGCCUCCACGUCUCCAACAUCCCCUUCCGCUUCAGAGACCCCGACCUCCGCCAGAUGUUUGGGCAAUUUGGCAAGAUCCUUGAUGUGGAAAUUAUCUUCAAUGAGAGGGGGUCAAAGGGCUUCGGGUUCGUCACCUUCGAGAGCGCCACUGAGGCUGACAGGGCCAGAGAGAAGCUGAACGGGACGAUUGUGGAGGGGAGAAAGAUUGAGGUUAACAAUGCCACUGCAAGAGUGGUGACCAAGAAGCCCCAGACGCCUCUGGUGAAUGGUGAACUUUCAACAUCUGGAUGGAAGAUCAACCCUGUCAUGGGGGCGAUGUACGCACCUGAACUCUACACAGUUGCCAGUUUCCCGUACCCUGUAGCGACUCCCACCUUGGCCUACCGGGGCUCUGCGCUGCGGGGUCGAGGCCGAGCCGUCUACAACACGAUCCGCUCUGCUGCAGCCACACCUGCUGCAGUGCCCGCCUAUCCGGGGGUGGUAUAUCAGGAUGGACUGUACGGAGCAGAAGUAUAUGGAGGCUAUCCUGCAGCUUACAGAGUGGCUCAAUCAGCGUCUGCCGCCACAGCAACCUACAGUGAUGGAUACGGACGGGUUUACGCCACAGCUGCAGAUCCCUAUCACCACUCGGUCGGACCAACAACAACAUAUGGAGUUGGAACAGUGGCCAGUUUGUACAGAGGAGGAUACAACCGCUUCACCCCCUACUGAGCAGCCCGCCCGCAGGGGGGGUCGGGGUACAGACGCCUCUCUUGAACUCUGGGAUUGGCUGAUCCGUGGACGCUGCAGGACAGAGAGUGAGAUCCUUAAACUUUGGAAAUGUGGAAAUGGUUUUACCUCCUGUCUCCAUCACAACCUCUCCUCGAGAGACUAAACAGACUGAAGCUGUAAAUACUGUAGGGCCCAUUUACCGCCCAUUCUGCUGAUGAAUACCUAGCACCUGGAAGAGGAUGAUAUGUAAUAUAUAGACAGUUGCUUAAUUGUUUUCUGAAUUUAAAGAGUGCUGAUGCCGGUAGAUGGCCUCACACUGCAGAAGGUGAAAAAUACUGUGAGACUGAUGUUUGCGAGUCAUUUCUGGGACUUUUCACGGGUCAAACUGUACAAGAAAAGAACAUUUUGUACAAUGUUAAAUGACUUAUUUUUGAUGCUAAUUAUUUACUAAACCUCUGUUUGAGUGUGUGCGUGUGUGUGUGUGUGUGUGUGUGUGUGUGCGUGUGAGCAUAUGAGUGAGGUUGUUCAGUUACCCGGUCGACUGAGAGACAGCUGUGACACUGGUAUCAUUAUUACAAAUGCACAACUAAUGUUUGUGUGGAUAUAAGUGGAAUUUCAUUUGUUUUUAAUUUUGAGUCUCACUUUAUAUUUAGGUACACUGACUUGUUGCUUAUUAGCAUGCUUAUUAGCAACAUAUUAUUUGUCACUUAUUAAUGCCUUGUUCUGGGGGUUCAGGCUACUUGCUAUCAAUAAGCAGUAAUUUGCAGAUUAUUGAAGGAAAACUAUGGUCAUGCAGAAUAAGGCAUUAAUAAGUGCUUUAUAAUGACUAAUAUGCAUGCUAUAAGCAACUAGUUCAUGUUAAUAUACGUACCUUAAUAUAAUGUGCUAGCCUUUUUAGUUUUUUGCCUUUCUAACAAUCUACCUCUCAUACAUUUUUAGCUUUUAAUACAGCCGUCAUUAUUAAUCCUCCAUCGCGUGUCCGUGAGCUUUCCUCUCCGUCCACCUCUCACCUCUCCGUCCGUUGAAUCCUAACUAACACAGUGUGCCUUCUCUUAUUUCUCCAGAGAAGUUUCCUUUUUCUGUGCUGCUUCAAACCUCCAGUUUAACGCUCACACAGUCAUACACAGCCACGGCUGGGAGCUGCAGCAAGAAGCAGCCUUUUGCUUUUAGCUUCGCCACACAAACGGAGGAUUAAAGGCCUUGCUCAAAGGCUCGCUUCUGCAGCUGCCCACUAAGAGUUCAGGUAUUCUGUUCUGUUCAAACUCUGGUCUAUUGUUGCCUCGCGUCUCGCUCCACUGGCAUCCUUUCCCGCUCUGUCUCUCUCCUUCCUCACUCAGAACUGCUGAAUGCCUUCUUGACUUGUAUUGAUCACUUCUUCUCGGCCUGCUCUUUGUUUCUGUUGCACUCUUUUCUGCUGUGUUUGAUGUUUACCUCUAAAUAAAACUUUCCCUCUCUUCUCCUCUUCUGUCCUUUAUUGGCUUGUUGCGUUUAUCCAAUCUUCUUUUAAUCGUGUCUCAUUAUUCUUUGGGUUGUUUUCCUGUUUCAGCUCUGCUGCCUAAGAGGCCUCGACCUGUGAUUCAUUGACCAUGAAACUUAAUGUGAAACUUUAAUGUCCAUCAGGCCUUGAAGAGAAACUGAAGCAGCCUCUUUUCGUCUGUUCCUUGCUUUCAUUUACCAUUUCCUACUUAUAUACUUAUCAUACUUAUUUUCUAAUUUCAGUGCUUACUUCCUUUCACUUCACUCUAGUCUGGCUUCCUUCCUCUUCUUCCUUCUGUCUUCUGCACUGCCGUCUCUUUUCUAUUUUCUUCUUCACUUACUGGUUUUAUUCUUUUCUUUACUAGCGGUUGGUGUAGGUGUAUAAGUAUUAAGAUUUUAAUCUUCUUUCUUUCUUCUCAUUUCCCUCUUCUGCUCCUGUAUACUAUGCAGUUCUAGCUCUAUUUUCUUUAAUUAAAUUAGCUUUUUUCUUUUCUACUUCUUAGUUUUUAGUUUCCUUUGUCUUCUGAAUUUAUAUAAUUCUCAACUACAGUUUUUCUCAUUUCUCUUUCAUCAGUAGUUUCUCUUUUGCUCUGAGUAGUUUCUUUUUUAAUUGAACAGCCAGACUGUGCUUCAUGAUUUUAAAUUCUCUAACUGUACACGAGAUGAAUUGCACAGCUGUAGACUUGAGAUACACACAUACAAGCUUUUUUUUAUUCACCUUUAAUGAUAAAACUGUUGACAAAAAUAAAAGAUGUGCUUGCUUGCUGCAGAACUUUUCACUGUAGUUUUGUGAAAGUAACACACUUUUUAUAACUACAGGUUAUGGGGUUUCGUGGACAUAAUCUAGAGUUCAUCAAAUACAAAACACGUUUCUAUUUUGUGACUUUCAUUAGCGGUUUGUCAUACCAUCUUAGUUUGAUCCUUUUUCAGUAUCAGUGCACCUUCUGUAUAAAGCUUUCAACCUUCUAUUUUUUCUGCUGUUUCCUUUUAAACUUAACUGCAUGAACUCGUCCUUUGCCAUUCUUUCCUUCUAUUUAACUGAUUGCAUGUAGUCUUACAUAUUAUUCUUUUCUUCUAUUUUAAUCUUUAAUUACCUGUUUUCUAUCCUUUUCCCAGCAAUGUUAACUUUUCGAAAUGUUUUUCCACCUAUAUCAUGAAACUCCUUACUGUUCCCACUGCCCCAUGAAUUUACUUUGAUGUAUACCUCAAUCAUAUCGCCCGAAAUAAAGAAGUCAAACCUGGCUGCGUAAGGGAAAAUCAGGAAGGAAAUGCCUUCAUUGCGCCAUGUAACCAGACUCAUUUUACUUCUAUUUCAAGGGUGUCACAGGUGCCUCU
This is a messenger RNA of Chelmon rostratus (copperband butterflyfish), 4201 nucleotides long. RefSeq names its product RNA binding fox-1 homolog 1, like (gene rbfox1l). Gene Ontology annotation, molecular function: mRNA binding. Gene Ontology annotation, cellular component: nucleus; cytoplasm. The record is from RefSeq and is a predicted model, not a curated record. Gene Ontology annotation, biological process: regulation of alternative mRNA splicing, via spliceosome; nervous system development. The transcript has 12 exons. Lineage: Eukaryota; Metazoa; Chordata; Actinopteri; Chaetodontiformes; Chaetodontidae. The coding region runs from base 239 to 1390 and encodes 383 amino acids.